Molecule: messenger RNA, 2851 nt
Organism: Pleuronectes platessa (European plaice)
Lineage: Eukaryota; Metazoa; Chordata; Actinopteri; Pleuronectiformes; Pleuronectidae
Exons: 16
Coding region: 235-2079 (614 amino acids)
Source: RefSeq, a predicted model, not a curated record
GCACCUUACCUGUCCCUUGCUCCUACUCCGACCUCAACCAAGUCCUUUAUAGAUAAAAAAAAACGAGCCAACAUCUGUCCUUUGUCCUCUCUCUUUGUGUGAGACAGUGUGUCUCAUUUGUUUGUAUGUGUUUGUGUGUGGUUUUUAUUUGUCUGUCUCCCUGUAAGACCUGUUACCCCAAUUUCAGUGGCAUACUAAGUCUCUGGUAAGUAGUUCGUGGCUUGUUUAGGCAAUAUGUCAUCACUACAGGAUGCAGAGGCUCAUCUUGAAGAGAUGGAGAAGGCAGCACUAUCUAUGAUCAAGGAGCUCAACGCAACACUGUCACCUAAGAAAAAGAGAAAAUCAAAACCAAAACCAAAACCUUUUGUUCGAUGGAGGAAACGGGACAAAGACGGCAACAUUGUUGCCCAAAGACGCAAGUCCCCCUCAUCAAACUCAUGUGCGAAACGGGUCAGAUCAUCCACUCCCAGUGUUCCUGAGGGGGUUUCUGCACAGAUGCCCGAUGACCAAGAGGAAGGACUUGAGAAUGCACUAAAAGAACUUGAGAGUCUUCUCAGUGUUUCACACGAUGACACCGAUGUCGUUAUUGAUGCCAGCACACCAACAACAGCCAGCGACUGGAAGACUCGAAACAUCUUCUCGUCAGAGAGAUGGAAGGAAGCCAGACAACAGCUUGUGGACAAUAUGCUCAGAGCAAACUGCAUCAAACCACAGCUCUGUCAGAGAUGCUUAAAGAAGGACGCCACAAUCAGAUGCGCUGAAUGCAUGCCCAUGCAAUACUACUGCUGUGAUUGUGACAUUAGCCAUCAUCAGUCCCAAGCACUUCACAAUCGGGCAUCCAGGAUUCAUGGCUUCCACAAGCCACUGCCGCCAACAGUUGUGGUGAAAGAUGAUGCUGACGGGCACUAUUCUCAUCACAUAUGUGUAAGAAUAUUGCCAAUGGAAAUGCCAGACCAUAUUUGUGAAUGCCCUCCAGAGAGUCUAAAUGUUGUUCCAGGGAGACCUAUAGUCUUCAUAAACAUGAAAGGGCGAUAUGAUCUGAACCUCCCAGAGCUGCGGUGUGGAAGCUGCUGUGCUAGCUGGAAACCAGAGCUCAAAGAUGUACAAGUUAGCGGCUACUGGCCGGCCACAAUAAAUUUUUACACACUUUAUGAUGUAGCCAUAUUUCAAGGGUUCAAGGAAAUGAAGCUGGUUGCUCCAGGGAAUUCUCGCUUGAGCUUUAUGAGAAUGCUCGAUGCACAAACAACAGAGUGUGGCAGGACUGGUAAAGUGUGUUCUGACACAUUCUACAAGAGCUUCAUGGAGUGGGUGAUAAGCUCUUACGAGGUGAACAAAUUGUGUUCGGAGCAGCCGUUCAUCUGCCCAGCCUGUUGUCCACAAAUGCUGGCUGUGUCCGUCGAUGGAAACAGGAAGCACUACCGCUUCAAAAAGGAUGGGUGUACUGAUGAAGCAGGUUACUUUGAGGGUGUGCUUCUCUGCAAAGAUGAUGAGGUGGCAGCCUUUGUGGAAGACAUCCAAAGGAGGACCAAGCAUGUGCCAGGAAAGGGGGUUUGUGGCAGGUCUCAGCUGAAUGCAGCCAAAGAGACGAGUAAGAGGAGUAGCUCCAGCCUUGAUGAGCAGGGUAUAGAAGUAGCUGUGUGCCGACAUGGGAUUAUUCUUCGUGCUCUGAAUAUGUUCAGGGGUGAGAUCUUCGCUUAUCCCAUGUUCCUGCAGAAGGAAGUCUCUGCCAUCAGUCCUCCAACCUUCUUUUGCAUGGACGUUAUUUGCAAAUAUUGGCCUUACAUCAGCAGAAUUUGUGAAGCCUACCCUGAAUAUCAUCACCUCACUACCAUGAAACCCUUUCUGUCUGUGCUUCAUGCUAAAGCACACGAUAAAAUGGGGAGGAGGAAAUCAGGAUGGAGCUGGUUCCACCUUGGGAGAGGAGGUGGAAAUGGUCAACUCCUUCCUCUCCAGGACUGCCAUAAACACCAAGUUUAUGGGAAAAGGAGCCCGCACAGACAUGCUGACUGUCCAGAUCAUGGACUGGCACAAAAGGAAGGUGAAAAACAUGUGCAAUACCUUAUGCUCCAGAUUUCAUAAGACACAAAGGGAUCUUCAGAGGGAGAGGCAGAGCCUAGAGGCUAUCAAGGAGGACCUGUCUUUGAAUGAUGAGACUGUGCAGCAGUGGGUCACAGAUGUACAGGAUUGGGCUGAACAUGAUUCACCAGCUGGCAGCAGUGAUUCUCUCCUGGAAGUGAGGAGAAGAAUUGAGGAGAAUUCACUGGGCCUGAGACAACGUAGAGCCCGUCUCUACAGUCAUACAGACACCAACUCAGGACGCUCUGUGAUUCGCAGCCGCAUGUGGAGGGAAAGGAACCAGCUUGAGGUCCACUCAAGCGGUUCGCUGUAAUGCUAGGUUACGUUUUUCAAGGAGCUCCAGGACGCUCACUCAUUCCAUCACAAAGUACACGUCCACGGCAUGCGACAAUGGUCCCGGUUUGGGAGUUUUAAACUGCGGUUGCCUUAUAUGUGAGAGCCGGACUAUGGUGGCAGAGGGAAGCGUCCAUAGCAACAAUAAAAUAAAUCCGUUAAAAGUAAACUAACAACAAAAGAUCAUACAAACCAUCUGAAAAAAGAUUAUGAAAAUAAUCCUAAAAUGCGCUGCUUCAAAGUUGAUCAAACACACUUAUAAACGAUGAAAAUAUUUAAUUUACCAUAAAGAAUAAAGUGAUUAUCCGCCAUGUAUUUUGUUUCCACGGAGAGAGCAGCGCAUAGGGCACCUGUCCCCAGCCGCCUGACUCACGAUUAAGUCGAAUUCAUACGAAUUUUUGCGGAUGUUCUUUAGUAACAUUUCAAACGAAAUUUUGAUGAG